Momordica charantia (bitter melon) is the source of this 2061-nucleotide messenger RNA. RefSeq names its product P-loop containing nucleoside triphosphate hydrolases superfamily protein (gene NOA1). Lineage: Eukaryota; Viridiplantae; Streptophyta; Magnoliopsida; Cucurbitales; Cucurbitaceae. The record is from RefSeq and is a predicted model, not a curated record. Gene Ontology annotation, molecular function: GTPase activity; GTP binding.
UUAAGAAAAGAAAAGAAAAAGAAAAAAUAUCCGUAAGUCCAUCUCCGGCGAAGGUUACACCAACGAUCAUCCAUGGCUGCCGCUGCCCUCUCCUCCACUUUCUUUCCUCCGCUUCCUUCUGUCUUCAAAACCUCAUUCUUCACCCCCAAAUCUCUCAAAACUCCCUCGGCUUCCUCCUCGAUUAACUCCCAAUUCUCACUCGAAACCCACCAGAAAAGCCCUCCCACCGCCGACACUACCACUUCCUCCGCUUCCAGACCGGAAUUCGACGGAAGUGGAGCCGCCGCUCCCACUCGAGGCGAUAGGUUUCUCGAACACCAGCAGUCCCUCGAAGCUGCGAAGUUUGUGCUCAAAGAGAACAAGAAGAAUAGGAAAAAAACGAAGGAGAAGGCGUUGAAGGUCUCGUUGGCGGUUGCCUCUUGUUAUGGAUGUGGAGCCCCGUUGCAGACCUCGGAAUUGGACGCUCCGGGAUAUGUGGACCCGGAAACCUACGAAUUAAAAAAGAAGCAUCACCAACUUAGAAGAGUUAUAUGUGGGAGGUGCCGACUUCUAUCUCAUGGUUACAUGAUAACUGCUGUGGGUGGAAAUGGAGGUUAUUCCGGGGGAAAGCAAUUCAUCGCAGCGGAGCAGCUUCGAGAACAGCUCUCUCACUUGCGUUAUGAGAAGGCUUUGAUUGUGAAGUUGGUUGAUAUAGUUGACUUCAAUGGCAGUUUUUUGGCACGUGUGCGUGAUCUUGCUGGUGCAAAUCCGAUAAUACUGGUGGUUACCAAGGUUGAUCUCCUCCCCAAGGGGACUGAUCUGAACUGCAUUGGUGAUUGGGUUGUGGAGGCUACUACAAAAAAGAAGCUCGGUGUUCUGAGCGUUCAUCUGACAAGCUCAAAGUCUUUGGUUGGAGUAGCUGGAGUUGUGGCAGAUAUUCAAAAGGAGAAAAAGGGGCGAGAUGUCUACAUUCUGGGGUCAGCCAAUGUUGGGAAGUCUGCUUUCAUCAAUGCUUUGCUGCAGAAGAUGGGUGAAAGGGAUCCGGUCGCUGCAGCAGCACAAAAAUACAGACCGAUACAAUCUGCUGUCCCUGGAACUACUUUAGGUCCAAUUCAAAUUGACGCUUUCUUAGGAGGAGGGAAAUUAUAUGAUACACCUGGAGUUCAUCUCCACCAUAGGCUAGCUGCAGUUGUUCAAUCAGAAGAUCUUCCUGCUCUGGCACCUCAAAGUCGGCUCAGGGGUCAACAUUUCCCAAUUCAUCAAUUGCCAACUGACGAUGGGAUGGGAAGCAAGGACUUAAACAGUGGGUUGAAUGGCUUUUCUAUCUUUUGGGGAGGUCUUGUGAGAGUAGAUUUAUUAAAGGUUCUACCAGAAACAUGUUUGACAUUCUAUGGUCCAAAAGGAUUGCAGAUCCACAUGGUUCCUACUGAAAAGGCAGAUGAAUUUUAUCAGGAAGAACUUGGGGAUUCACUGACACCUCCAACUGGAAAACAAACAACAGACAGCUGGAGAGGACUUGAAACCGUGCGCCGAUUAUCGAUAAAUUUUGAGGAUGAGCAAAGGCCUGCUUGUGAUGUGGCUAUAUCAGGCUUGGGAUGGAUCGCAGUUGAACGAAAAAAUCCAUUCCAAAAUACUAAUUCAGAUUUAGAAACAUCGGUCGAGGAAGUCGAGUUGGUUGUCCAUGUUCCGAAGCCAGUGGAGAUCUUUGUUAGGCCUCCCAUGCCUGUUGGGAAAGCUGGAGCAGAAUGGUAUCAGUACCGCGAUUUGACAGAAGAGGAAGAGGAAGUAAGACCAAGAUGGUUUUUUUAGAGUUUCUUAGAUACUCUAUCAUCUACCUCUCUUCAUCUCUAUAUUUUUCGGUUAAUCGUAUAUCCGGGCUGCCGCUUCCGCUGCCUAGGCGAAUGAACUGUAGAUGCAAAGAGAAUGGACAAUAUCUAAGCUACUAAUUUACAGGCUGAAGAAUGCUAUUGUAACUACAACAAUUCUGAAUUAGUCAUUCGAAGUUCGGGUGAAUAAGAUUUCUUAGCAAGUGAAAUGAAGCAUAAUGGAGAUCUUGGAGGGAAGAUCUUGAAAGAGGAACAA